Molecule: messenger RNA, 3024 nt
Organism: Pochonia chlamydosporia 170
Lineage: Eukaryota; Fungi; Ascomycota; Sordariomycetes; Hypocreales; Clavicipitaceae
Exons: 2
Coding region: 1-3024 (1007 amino acids)
Biological process (GO): protein folding in endoplasmic reticulum
Cellular component (GO): EMC complex
Molecular function (GO): protein binding
Source: RefSeq, a predicted model, not a curated record
AUGACUCAGCAACCAGACAGCUCUCCAUCCCAAACACCUUCACCCCACAGUUUGUCGCCAGCUUCAGAUGAAGCUCCAAGCACGACCUCGCCGCCCAAGCUCACCAUCGACAUGCGGCGCACACUCCAAUCAGCCCUGCUUCUGGGCCUGUCGUCGCUCGCAGCUGCAGUUUUCAAAGACGAAGUCGGCGACAUCGAUUUUCAUUACUCCCUUGUCGGUCUACCGCAGGUCGAGACCACCUUCUUCCACCGCCCGCGAAAGGAGGAUAAGGCCAGUUUGCUCUACACACUAGGCGAUGUCGGUGUCGUGGGUGCCAUCAAUCCCAGCAACGGCGAGUUGAUAUGGCGCCAACAAAUAAGUCAUGGCAUUGCCAAUGGAGGUGGUCAUCUCAGAGCGCCCGAGGGCGAGAAUUGGGUGACGUCGGCGCACGGCUCCAAGGUGCAAGCCUGGAAUGCGCUCACCGGAAGAAACAUCUGGGAAAUGGAAUUCAAGGGCCAAGUUAAGGACCUCGAAAUAAUGGAACUGACUGAAGCUUCGAGAAAGGAUGUUUUGGCUUUGUUCGACGAGGAUGGUGUCACGGUGCUUCGACGCCUACACGGGGCUUUGGGAACUGUUGUUUGGGAGUUCCGCGAGACGAGCAAGGACGUCCCUGUCCAGGUCUCGACCAACCUUGCCAAUAUCUAUGUUCUCAGUUUGCAUGGCUCUCCGGGCUCUUACAACCUGAAGGUUACCUCUUUGGACACGGCUACUGGUGCCAGAGUUGAUCACUGGUCGGUGGGCAACAAGGGCGACAUCCACGGAGCCGAAGAUGUCAUGUUUGUUGGCGCCAACUCUGCUGCACCCAUUGCCGCUUGGGCGAGCCGUGGUCUUUCCAAGCUGAGCGUCAAUGUUCUCGGUACCAAGUCUAAGCAGGAUUUCACUCUUCCCGAUGGGACUGACUCGAUUCGCAUCCAUGCUCCUCAUCUGAUCCAAUCUCAACCCCAUUUCUUGGUUCAUAUCGGCACCAAGACCGGCCACAAAGCUGAAGUCUAUCAUACAGACCUCAAGAGCGGACACGUCUCCAAGGCGUACGACCUUCCCCAACUUUCCGGACCCGGUGCCUUUUCAACAAGCUCCGAUGCUGCCAAUGUCUACUUCACGCGUAUCACCGACGACGAGAUUAUAAUCGUGUCCUCUGAGUCUCAUGGCGUACUUGCCCGUUGGCCAUACAAGCCGCAAGAUGGACAGAAUGCUGUCCAUGCCGUUUCGGAAGUCAUCAAGAAGGCCGGUGGUAAGGAUUUUGCCAUUCGGUCGGCCGCUGUCACCCGUGGCGAUGACUGGGUUCUGAUCAAGAAUGGCCAAGUUGAUUGGACUCGUCACGAAGGCCUUUCUGGUGCCGUGGCCGCUGUCUGGACUGAAAUCCCUGAGGCAGAGAAACUUGCCGAGGUCCUAGCCGAGGAGGCUCAUGCCAACCCUGUUGCAGCAUAUAUACACCGGGUCAAUCGACACAUUGCAGACUUGCAGCAUCUCCCGGCGUAUCUCGCUCAUCUUCCUCAGCGCAUCAUUGAUGGAAUUUUUGGCGCUGAUCUGGCUGGCCACAAGGAAGGCUUGCACCGUGAUACCUUUGGAUUCAGCAAGAUUGUUGUUGUGGCAACGCGCCGUGGCCGAUUCUAUGGCCUGGACACUGGCCACCAUGGCAAAGUCUUGUGGUCGCGCGCUGUUUUCCACCUGCCUCCCGGAGAGUCCCUGGAUAUCAAAGGCAUCGUGGCCAAGGAUACUGAAGGAGAGGUUACGGUUGUAGGAUCCAAUGGAGAGCGCGCCAUUAUUCAGUCUACUACUGGUAAGAUUCUGGAAGUUAGCCAAGCAGGCUCCUUCACAAAGGUUGCAACCACUGCUACCAUUGGCGAUGAAUCCAACCAAUGGCUGCUUGCACUUGGUGCCAACGGACUUCCAGUGCCAAAUAUGCCCGUGGGCAGUAUUCCAAAUGACACUGUUGUGCUCCGUGAUGGCAACCAUGGCGUGCAGGGAGUCAAGUUCACUGCCAAAAGUGGCAAAGUCAUCAAGGAUGACAUCUGGCAAUUCCAGGUCGGCAAGGGCCAAAAGAUUGUCGACAUUGCCACUCCACCCAGCCAUGACCCCAUUUCUUCCAUUGGCCGUGUUCUCGGAGACCGCAAGGUGGCUUACAAGUACUUCAACCCCAAUACGAUUGUUGUCGCCGUCAUGGAAGAAGCCAGCAACACACUCUCAGUUCACUUGUUGGACAUAGUCUCUGGCCAAGUUCUUGCGACACAGGUUUAUAAUGGCGUGGAUGGCAGCAAGAGUCCAUCCUGCGCGAUGGCUGAAAACUGGUACGCCUGCACGUUUUUCGGCGAAUACACAGUCGACGAUGGUACCAACAGAGUCAUCAAGGGGUUCCAAGUUGCUGUUUCGGAUUUGUACGAGUCUCCCGAGUCCAAUGACCGUGGUCCACUGGGAGAAGCUACUGAAUUCUCAUCCCUAAACCCGGUUGAUACUCCAACUGGUGUUCCUCUGCCUUGGGUAGUCUCACAAGCAUAUGUUUUCUCCCAGCAAUUGACAACCCUGUCGGUCACUCAGACUCUGCAAGGCAUCACUAGCCGACAACUGCUGGCGUACCUGCCCGACAGCAAUAGCAUCCUUGCGGUGUCCAAGCACAUCAUUGACCCUCGCCGCCCUGUCGACAGAGAUCCAACUCCCGCCGAAAUUGAAGCCGAGUCACUGAUGCGGUACACUCCCCAAUUCGAGAUUGACGGCCGGGGCAUCGUUUCGCACGAGCUCGACGUUCUUGGUGUCCAAGAGAUUAUUGCCACUCCCGCCGUUAUCGAAAGCACUAGCUUGAUUUUUGCCUAUGGCAUAGACGUGUUUGGUACCCAAGCGGCUCCUAGCGGCGUGUUUGACAUCCUGGGCAAGGGCUUUAAUAAGGUGACGUUGGUUGGCACCGUCUUGGCAUUGUUUGUUGGCGUCUCUUUCUUGGCGCCAAUGGUUCGGAGAAAACAAAUCGACAGAAGAUGGGAGGCAUUCUUGUAA